This is a messenger RNA of Penaeus indicus, 1432 nucleotides long. It is a transcript of the gene ECSIT, whose product is annotated as evolutionarily conserved signaling intermediate in Toll pathway, mitochondrial-like. Lineage: Eukaryota; Metazoa; Arthropoda; Malacostraca; Decapoda; Penaeidae. Bases 92 to 1303 code for a protein of 403 amino acids. Gene Ontology annotation, biological process: cell surface receptor protein serine/threonine kinase signaling pathway; innate immune response. The transcript is spliced from 10 exons. Gene Ontology annotation, cellular component: mitochondrion. Gene Ontology annotation, molecular function: protein binding. The record is from RefSeq and is a predicted model, not a curated record.
UGUAAACAAACAGACGAAAAGGACGGACACUUACGCAAACUACAAUUCUCCCGGCAUAUUCUAGAGAGUGUAUUUUGACAGAACUGAUGAAAUGAUGUUAAGGAAGGCUUUACAAUGUGGAUGGCGGCUACCAAGAGUUGCAUGCAACAGUAAUAUUGCAGAAGUCUUUUCUGCAAAGAAUGAAGCAGUUUUUCAAUGUGUAAAUCUACAAACUGUCAGUCAUAGAAAGAUAUCAUAUACUCCUAUUCGGCAUGAAUCCAGGGAAAGACAUGAAACAGAAACUCGUGUUUCCUUGCAAGGAUACUUCAGCUCAGAAGACAAGUCCAAGGAGACAUUUCUAGCAGCAUGCCAAGUUUUCAAAGAAAGAAGUAGACACUUGAGAGGCCAUGUGGAAUUUAUUUAUGCUGCUUUAAGGCACAUGGAAAACUUUGGUGUACAGAAAGACUUAGAGACAUACAAGGAGCUGUUAAACUUGAUGCCUAAAGGGAAGAUGAUACCUCAGAAUGUCUUUCAAGCUGAAUUCAUGCAUUAUCCGAAACAACAACAAUGUGCCAUUGAUGUUCUGGAGCAAAUGGAAACAAAUGGAGUAAUGCCAGAUACUGAGAUGGAGAUGAUUCUUAUGAAUGCUUUUGGAAAAUACAGCCAUCCUAUUCGCAAAUAUGGCAGAAUGAUGUACUGGAUGCCCAAAUUCAAGAAUGCAUCUCCAUGGAGUUUACCAGAUAUAGUUUCCAAUGAUGCAUUUGAAUUAGCAAAACUGGCAGUGGCUCGCAUGUGCACAGUCGACUCUACAUCCAAGAUCACUGUAUAUGAUACCAAAGAUGUAGAAGAUGCAGUAGAUGACACUUGGAUAGUUAGUGGCCAGAGUGUUAUACAACAAGAACUGCUAGAGAAGCUUCAAGAUGGAGAGCCUAUCAAGGUUGAGGGCCCUUUCCGAAUAUUUUUACGUGAUAAGUUAGUUGGGUACUUCAUUCUUAGAGCGGAAGCUAGGCCUCCACCUGAGCCACAGAAAAAAGAAGAUACUGAUGAUGUUGGGUCUAUAAAAUUCUGGUUCACUGGUGAAAUUGAAGAAGAUACAGCAGUUGCUGUUCCCCAAAGUGUACAUGAACAAGAGGAUGGUGUUAUUCUUGCAAUAUGUGCAACAGGUACAUCGAGUCGUGAUUCUUUGCUGUCAUGGAUACGAUUAUUGGAAGCCACCAACCCCAACAUAUCCAAUUUGCCGGUGUUGUUCACACAGGCCAGUCCAGUUGGGGAAGUUAUGGUGUCAGAUGAACAGGCUGAGGGGCAGGUAGAAACAACGGCUUAAUAUAUGAGUUCUUUCUAUGCAGACACUUUUUAUAUACAAAAUAGAGACUGUAAAGUGAAAAGGCUUUAGAAAAAUAAGCUGUUCUUGUGUAUAUAUAUUUUUUUCCAAUAAAACCCUAAAUUGAUUGUU